GACGGUGGAUCACAUGCUGUCUCAGUGUCCGUGUCACCAUGUCGGCCCUCAGCAGCCGGCUGGCGACGCUCCUGACUUUGGCCGUGCUCAUCGUGACGGCCGGCUGUUACGAUGGCAAGUCCAUCCCCCUGGAUGAAUACGUACAGCAAGUGGUGCGUGAUGAACUGCAGUCCAUCGUCAGCACGCUGCAGUCAGGAACGGAACGUCUGGAGAACAGGCUGGAGUCUAGGAUGGAGGCUCUGGAGCGCAGAAUGGAGGAGCUGACCGGCCGACUGGACAGCCAGCAGACUCAGCCGGACGAGUCACAGACGUCUCAACUGGCUACAAGACUCAACAGCCAGCAAUCGCAACUGAGCGAGCUCAACACCCAGCUCAACGAACAAAAAACGACUCAGAGUGAGGUUUCAGUCAGAAUGGAUAACCUGACCUCCCAGGUUGACAUUCUAGGAUCCAAGCUGGUCGGAGCCAUCAACAACACAUCAUCCCAACAGGAGCGUAUUGAUGACCUAGCUGCUAAGGUAAAACAGCUGACCCCUCCCCGUGACUGCAGCGGUCUGCCUGUCAACUCCCCGUCUGGUGUCUACCUCCUUCGGCCCAGUGGUAACAACAAACAACCAUCCGUCCAGUCGUACUGUGAUAUGGACGCUGCCGGAGGGAACUGGACGGUGAUCCAACGACGAGACGAUAUCAAGCCCCACCAGGACUUCUACCUGGGAUGGAAAGACUACAAGGAGGGCUUUGGUAAAGUUACCAAAGAGUUCUGGUGGGGCUUGGAACACGUUUAUCAGCUAACGUCAUCGGGCCGACAGUACGAACUCCGCGUUGAUCUGGAGGCGUUUGACGGUAAUCGAGUAUACGUGGUAUACCAAGGGUUCAGCGUCUCCUCUGAGCUGGAUGGGUACAGACUGAGCUGUACCAACUACUCGGGACCUGCCGGGGAUGGUCUGAAGUACAGCGUCAAUGAGAAGUUCUCUACCCGUGACCGUGACCAGGACAGCAACGCUAACUAUCACUGUGCACAGCUCUAUCAGGGGGCCUGGUGGUACGGCAGGUGCGGGGACAGCAACCUGAACGGACGGCACCGGGACGGCGUUAUUAGGGACUCCACUGGAAUAUGGUGGUGGGACUGGAGGGGAUAUGAGUCACUGAAAAAGGUCGACAUGAAAAUCAGACCAACGUACUAAUCUACACACUGUGGUGUGUAGAUACCCCGGUGACAUGUGUACCGAGCCGCUGUCACGGUAUUUAGUCGAACACUAACACUGUAGUAGGCCUGAGGGUUAGAGUGUGAAGUUCUUACUUACUCAUGUGACGUUGUACGAGGGUGCAAUUCGGCGCUUUUCUGCGGAUGAGAAGUAUUAUGUGCGAUUAUCUAUAGGACUCAAUACAAGUGUCCGUCGGUCUCUCUCCCUCCCUCCCUCCCUCUCUCUCUCUCUCUCUCUCUCUCUCUCUCUCUCUCUC
Messenger RNA from Amphibalanus amphitrite, 1461 nucleotides. RefSeq names its product techylectin-5A-like. The transcript has a single exon. The record is from RefSeq and is a predicted model, not a curated record. The coding region runs from base 39 to 1184 and encodes 381 amino acids. NCBI's taxonomy places the organism in Eukaryota, Metazoa, Arthropoda, Thecostraca, Balanomorpha, Balanidae.